ACAGCUGUCCAAAACAUGUGGUUUGUGCCAGGCGGACAUGAUUACGUCCAGCAGCUGUUGGUGGUUAAAGAAGAGGUUCCCCCUGAGCAGCAGGAGUGGAGCUCCAGUGUGGACCAGGAGGACCCAGAGCCUCCACACAUUAAAGAGGAACAGGAGGAACUCUGGAUCAGUCAGGAGGGAGAGCAGCUUCAAGGGCUGGAGGAGGAUGAUAUCACCAAGUUCACAUCCACUCCUGUCCCUGUGAAGAGUGAAGAUGAUGAAGAGAAACCUCAGUCCUCACAGCUUCAUCAAAGACACACUGAACAGAUGGAAACAGAAGCAGAGGGAGAGGACUGUGGAGGAGCAGAACCAGCCAGGAACUCAGAUCCAGAUACACAUUUACAACCUGAGGCUGAAGACAAGACUGGAGCGUCUUCUGAACCAGAGACUGAUGACAGUUAUGAUUGGAAGGAGACCAGAGAACCUCAGUCAGGUUUCAACUCUCUGAAAAAUGAUGACGUCCAUGUCAGUGAUUUGAUUGUUUGUGGGAAAAGAUUUAGCUGCUCUGAGUGUGGGAAAGGAUUUAAUUACAGAGGAGAUUUGAAGAUACACAUGAGAUCUCAUACGGGAGAGAAACCAUUUAGCUGUUCUGAGUGUGGGAAAAGAUUUGGUUACAGUGGAGAUUUGAAGAAACACAUGAGCACUCACACAGGAGAGAAACUAUUUAGCUGCUCUGAGUGUGGGAAAAGAUUUGGUCACCGUUGGGAUGUGAAGAGUCACAUGAGAAUUCAUACAGGAGAGAAAACAUUUAGCUGCUCUGAGUGUGGGAAAAGCUUUGGUCAAAGUGGAGAUCUGAAAAGACACAUGACAACUCAUACAGGAGAGAAACUAUUUAGCUGCUCCGAGUGUGGGAAAGCAUUUGGACGAAGCGAACAUCUGAAAAGUCACAUGAGAACUCAUACAGGAGAGAAACCAUUCAGUUGCUCUGAUUGUGGGAAAGCAUUUAGUCGAAAUGAUAAACUGACUGUGCACAUGAGAUCUCAUACAGGAGAGAAAUCAUUUAGAUGUGUAAUUGGUGGGGAGUAAUUUAGACAAAGUGGAACUUUAUAUACAAAUAUUAGAACUCAUGAUGGAGGAAAAUGAUUCAGCUGCUCAGUUUGUACAAAAAUCAUUUUCAUGGUAGAAAGCUUUAAAAACUCACAUGAUAACUCAUAUAGGAGAUUGACCUUUCAGCAUGAAAUCUGAAACAUAAACUGGACAGUUACACAGUUGUAUGAAAAGCCAUGCAAGAGAGAAACCUUCUGACUGUAGUGUUUGUCACCAAAGAUUCACUUGGCCAAAACAACACCAACAGGGUGUUGUUUGUCAGUCCUCACAGCCUCAUCAAACUCAAACUGAGGAGAGCAGAGCGGCAGAGCCUCCAGCCAGCAGCUCAGCUCCACAGAUGGAAACAGAAGCUGAAGGUUGGGAAAUAUAUUUUAAUAUAUUGUUUUUCAUUCCCAUGCAUGCUGCUCAGGGCUCGACAGUGCGAGCGUUUCACUCGCAUUUGCGACUAAAAAUAGGUGUGUGUGAACUGUAAAAAAUAUUUAGGGUCACAUGUGUGUAUAAAAAAAUAAGCCGAAGCAGCCUAUAUUUUUGUCAAUAAAAAAAAUAUGAUAAUCUAACCGCAAAUGUUGGAGGAACUCAAGCAGCCUCCCCUCUUCCCUCUUCCUUGUGUGACACGGUUAUAGGCGGUUUUCCAAGCCACUGUUGGCACAAUGAAUAUAAGUCCCACUGUCGGCAGUGUGGAAAUAAGUCUAAGUGUGGAGGAAGCGGCGGACCUACGGGGAAGCCUCCUCUGUUCUCCCCGUAGUUAGGGACCGUUCUCCACAGCCAGGCUGUCGGCUGGGUGGAAAUAAUGCCCUUUUCACACAGAGCGCGCAAAGCGCAGACCUCCACCGACGAACCCAUUCAUUGUGUAUGUGCUACCGCGGCGCAAGAGCGCACCGCUCUGCCGGCGAGCUGGGCGGCGCACGAGAGGGCCACGGCGUCUGCGUGCCACCAGCCUGCGCUCGAAUUGAAAUUUUUUAAAUUUCAUGCAGUUAGAGACCGUUCGCCACGGUACCGCUGCUGGGCAGGGUGGAAAUAAGUCCUGCAGAGUUUCAGAGGACCUGGAGAAAGUUUUAGGAUAGUAAUAACAUUAUAUAAGAUAAUCAUAUUGCAAAGAUACUAUAUAUAAGACAGUAACUUUAAAGACAAAAUUAAAUUGCAAUACUUUUUCAAAACUUGAUCAUUUUACCUUUCUGUACAUUUUGUUUACAAAUUCAUUAAAUAAUUUUGCUUGUAAAUGUCUAUUUGCAUCACGUUUAUUACGGAAAACACAUUAUUUGAUCAAUUUACAUUGCGCCCCUAAAGUUCUUUGUGCGCACUUAGGUGCACAUGUGCUCCUUGGGAAAAAAGUUAGCGUCAAGCCCUGCUGCUCGAGGAUUAGGAUUUUUGUGGAGCUAAAUGGUGUUUAGAUUUAAUGUUAGAAGGAAGAGUAACAAGUGUUUAAC
Epinephelus moara (kelp grouper) is the source of this 2513-nucleotide messenger RNA. RefSeq names its product gastrula zinc finger protein XlCGF17.1-like. Gene Ontology annotation, cellular component: nucleus. Gene Ontology annotation, biological process: regulation of transcription by RNA polymerase II. The coding region runs from base 16 to 1065 and encodes 349 amino acids. Gene Ontology annotation, molecular function: RNA polymerase II transcription regulatory region sequence-specific DNA binding; DNA-binding transcription factor activity, RNA polymerase II-specific. Lineage: Eukaryota; Metazoa; Chordata; Actinopteri; Perciformes; Serranidae. The record is from RefSeq and is a predicted model, not a curated record. The transcript is spliced from 3 exons.